ACUUUCAAUCACUUUUUUUCUCUCGUUCCUUCUCACAACGGCGCUCUUUAAGCUCCGGUGCGCGAUACAGAGCGGCCAUUCAUUGAAGGGCAAACCAAACGAGGGGGCAGGGGACAGGGCGAGCGUCACACUGGUGGACAGGGGAACGCACGAACUCCCGUGUUGAACGGGCGACCUCCUAAACUCUGCAUUGGCGACAUCGGUGGAAGUGAAUGGGAAGUGCAAAGGACAGGAUUUGGGUACAUUCGAUUACGCACGAGUAGGCUAUGGGUUUACGCGAGGCAUAUAGGAAUAAUCCCAUAUAAAGGAGCGAGUCCGGAGCACAUCUCUCAGCUGUAGCUUAAAGUUUUGCAUUCUCUGAACAAAUUUACCAAAUUUUCCUGCAAGGAUAUUUUUUGUUGCCAAUCGAUAAUAGCCUAUACAUUAAAAUGUCUGGAGAGGAGCACAGUCUAUCCGAGGCAGAGUUGAGUCCCGGGGGCUCAGAUGAUGGUCACUCUCUGUCACCGGCACACUCCGGGGCCACCGGCGGCCGGGACUCCCCGCUCAUCGGUCCGUCGCAGCAACUGACGGGGCUUUCUGGCGCAGAUGGCGGCGGAGAGGACGGUGGACUAGUACCAAAGUCAGAGGUGGAUAUGGACCGAUUCCCCAUCGGCAUCCGCGAGGCGGUCAGCCAGGUGCUGGACGGAUACGACUGGACGCUCGUGCCCAUGCCCGUGCGCGUAAACAACGGGAACAAGAGCAAGCCGCACGUGAAGAGACCGAUGAACGCCUUCAUGGUGUGGGCGCAGGCCGCGCGCCGUAAACUGGCGGACCAGUACCCUCACCUGCACAACGCGGAGCUCAGCAAGACACUUGGCAAACUGUGGAGGCUCCUGAAUGAGAGUGACAAGAGGCCUUUCAUUGAGGAGGCGGAGCGACUGCGGAAACAACAUAAGAAGGACUACCCAGAGUACAAGUACCAGCCCCGCAGACGCAAGAAUGGCAAGCUGGGGACCAAUGGUGAGGGAGGGGAGGGAGCAGAGGGGGAGGGCAGCCACGCCCAGUCCCAUUACAAGGCCCUCCACCUGGAUGUGCACAGUACAGGGGCUGGGUCCCCCCUGGCCGACCUCCACCACCAUCAUCACCACCACCCUGCAGGUCAGGGUCACAGCCCGCCAACACCCCCCACCACCCCAAAGACAGAGCUCCAGUCUGGAAAGAUGACGGAGGGGAAGAGGGAGGGCGGAGGUGGCUCAGGGUCCUCCCGUGGAGGAGGCCUGGGGGUAGGAGCAGAGGGGGCCUCCGGGGGCCAUUCAUCAGCGGGCGGGAAACCCCACAUCGACUUCUGCACCAUGGACAUCGGCGAGAUCAGCCACGACGUGAUGGCCAACAUUGAGCCCUUCGACGUCAACGAGUUUGACCAGUACCUGCCGCCCAACGGGCACCCGGGGGUUGGCCAGGGAGGCGCCGCCACAUCAAGCUCCUCCGCUACAUCCUACGCCUACGCUCUCGCUGCUGCCAGCGGCCACUCAGCCGCCUGGCUCUCCAAGCAGCAUCAGCAUCAACAGCCCUCCCCCUCUGCCUCAGACGCCACCAAGGCCCAGAUCAAGAGUGAGUCCGGGGCCGGGAGCCACUACGCAGAGUCUUCCUCCUCUUCGUCAGGAACCCACGUCACCUACACCCCCCUCAGCCUCCCCCACUACGGAUCAGCCUUCCCCUCGCUGCCCUCCAGGGCCCAGUUUGAGUACGGGGAGCACCAGGCUCCGGGGCCGUACUACGCCCACUCCAGCCAGGCCCCGGGGCUGUACUCAGCCUUCUCCUACAUGGGGCCCAGCCAGAGGCCCCUCUACACUACCAUCACUGACCCCUCCAGCGUGGCCCAGUCUCACAGUCCUACACAUUGGGAGCAGCCAGUCUAUACCACCCUGUCACGGCCAUGAGAGACUGAGAUGCAUGGGAUCGGAUGUGUGUGUGUGUGUGUGUGUGUCUCUACACCACCUUCUCACGACCCUGAGAAAGGGAUAAAGAAAGACAAAGAUUGGAAGGGUGUAGGGUGGCUACUGAAUAUGUGUGUGUGUGUGUGUGUGUGUGUGUGUGGCAGGUUAACAAAGGAUGGAUAUCUUACUGUAUUGGGAUUCAUUGGGACUUGACAGUGUAUCUCUAUCCAUGGAGUCCUUAUAAUCUUUUACUGUACAGUAUAUUUUCUAUCACAGCCAAUGGUCAAUAGCCAAUCAGAAUAAACCUUUAACCAAUGUGUGCCAUGUUUUAGUGUGUAAGGUCAGGAUCCCAGCUGCCAGAGUGUCAUAGUGUAUAGUAAGAGGGCUUAUUGUGAUGAUGAGCCCAGAGCACACAGAACUAAUACCGUAGUGGUAAGAAGGAUACACACAGGGUUUCAAAAUGCUGCUAACUUCCCCAAAAUUCCCCGGUUUUCCAGAAAUCCUAUUUGGAAGUUCCUGGAAUUAGGAGGGAAUAAGCAGGAUAUCCAGGAAUCCUCUUACUGGGAUUUCUGGAAAACUGGGGAAUUUGGGGGAAAGUUAAUGGAAUUUUUCCAACCCUAGCUACCUAUAUAACAAAGUUUGAGUAACAUUGCCGGCAAGGACUGGCUUUCAGCGGGUUUCGACAGGCUAUCAGCCUAGGACAAAUACAACAUGAUGUUUAUCAGAACUGGGUUGUUUUAGAUUGAAAUAAUCCGAUUCUAUUAACCAAACUAAAGGAAAUGUUUGUGUGACUUCAUUUUAGUAUUUUUUUAAUGACUUAAGUGAUGUAUUUUGUGGUUAUUUUUUAUAUGACUUUACAUUCUGGUUCGAUGUUACACUGACACAUCUCCACCACUGCUUUUGAAAGAAAGGUCAGUUUACUUGGGCAAAAACGUUAUGUGUUGGUCCACGGGCGUCAGGUAGCCUAGCCGUUAAGUGCAUUAGGCCAGUAACUGAAAGGUUGCCGGUUCGAAACACUGAGCCGGCGUGGUGGAAAAAUCUUCUAUUCUGCCCUUGAGCAAGGCAGUUAACCUGCAACAACUAUUCCCCGGGCGCCAUGGACGUCGAUUAAGGCAGCCCCCACUGCACAUCUCUGAUUCAAAGGGUUUGGGUUAGAUGUGGAAGACACGGUUGAAUGCGUUCAGUUUGUGCAACUGACUAGGUAUCACCUUCUGGGAUGCAGCUUGACUCCUUAUGUGUUGCGUUGUGUGAAACCAGAGUUGACGAGGAAAGAGGACAAAAAAAGGAGGGAAAGAGAAUUCCUGGAAACACUUUAGAAUAGAGUUCUGGAAAGCAGCACAUUACCUCAACUCAAUGUACAUGUGCCAAUAACACUCUACAUGCUCUAAUAUCCUCGAUGAGAAUAUAAUGGCACACAUUUUGCUUAUACUACUCAUAAAUAAUAAAACUAUUGUUGAAGUCACUGGAUUGUUUAUUUUAUUGAUAUGGAUUGCAUUUGUACGCUCUGGUUGCUUCCAAUUCCAUUUGUCUACCAAAUGAUCAAAGCAAAACAAUCUACAUGACUCAGCAAGUACAAAGUUGGCAAAAUCCUUUUUGUGAAGAAUUCUCCAGCUUUAAACUAAAGGUUUACUCUUAGUGAGAAUUAGUGUUUAGAACAAAUAACACAUGCUAUAGUUUAUGUACAUAGGUUUUCCCUCUGCAUCUCCCUUUUCUGUAUCCUGUUUCAUGUCCCUCUCGGCUCCCUCUGCAAUGUGAAUGAUCACCACAUGCCUCUUCU
Messenger RNA from Oncorhynchus kisutch (coho salmon), 3693 nucleotides. RefSeq names its product transcription factor SOX-10. Gene Ontology annotation, molecular function: DNA-binding transcription factor activity, RNA polymerase II-specific; RNA polymerase II cis-regulatory region sequence-specific DNA binding. The record is from RefSeq and is a predicted model, not a curated record. Gene Ontology annotation, biological process: enteric nervous system development; peripheral nervous system development; negative regulation of transcription by RNA polymerase II. Bases 429 to 1919 code for a protein of 496 amino acids. Lineage: Eukaryota; Metazoa; Chordata; Actinopteri; Salmoniformes; Salmonidae. Gene Ontology annotation, cellular component: nucleus. The transcript is spliced from 4 exons.